This is a messenger RNA of Helicoverpa zea (corn earworm), 1762 nucleotides long. RefSeq lists its product as uncharacterized. Bases 1163 to 1735 code for a protein of 190 amino acids. The transcript has 4 exons. Lineage: Eukaryota; Metazoa; Arthropoda; Insecta; Lepidoptera; Noctuidae. The record is from RefSeq and is a predicted model, not a curated record.
UAUUUAUUUAAUAAUUGAAAAUGUAACUGCCUUUUAACUUGCGUAUCUAUCUGAAAUUAACCACCCAAUAAAAAACAAGAACCUACAAUUAGCGCCAUCUAGUUUCAUAAAAGGUAACAAACUAACGUGCGUGUUCUAUUUAUAGAUUUCCAAGUGUUGAGGAUUGUAAAAAACAUCGUUGUCCAGCAGACGACGUGUGCUGAUACAUUGAUGAUGAUGAAGAAAUAUACGCUAUAGUUCUUGACGUUUUUAUUAGCAGCCUUUGUAGGUUGGCUAGCUAUUAGAGUAUGUUUAACCUCGGAUCUUGAAGUCGCCAGGCGAAUGAUUUUGUAACAAAAGCAAAGCAUUUUGAUGAAUAGAAAACUCUGAUUAGAAUGUCAUCAGCCUUUUUGUCAUUGGCUAAUCUUCACUAAAACAAGUUUAGAGAGGCACAGGAAUUAUAAAAACUUUAAAGACGAUUUAGUCCUUGUUAUCAAACAGUCAAGAAGGAUGAUGAUGAUAACAAUGAAACAAGACAUGCAGAAGACAUAGAUUUUUGGGAGGAAGACAUCAUCAAGUUCUCCGGAGCGUGUCACUCGCGUCCUCCAACGCGGCUGGUAAAUAAGAUAAUCGUAGUCUAGGGCUGACACCUAAAAGAACCUGUAUAAAGCAAGCAGUUUUUAAGAAAGCGAAUUCAAAUAUUUAGUUUGGUCCAGGUGAAAAAUCAAAUCUUUGUAGAAACGAAUUUGCUAAUCAUAAUCGGUAUUAAAUCAAAUAGAAUUGUAUGGAUGAUUUUUACUCGCUUCUGUCGUGGGGGACUUUCUGCACAUGAUAAAGAGUAGUUAGCUUUUUUCUGUUCCUGAAAUACCAACUAUCUCGAUGCCAAGUUCGAACCAAGCUUAUUUGAUUUAGCCGUUUUAUUAUCAAUACGUAACAAAAAUCCCUAUUUCCAUAAACGUCCAUUAUAAUAAAUAAGUGGGAUUUUAUUUACAAGCCCCUCCAUGGCAACCAUUUAUGAAUGCCUUUGCUCUGAUACUGCCAACCCUAUGUCUAGUCCUAUCGUAUCAUUCGUCGUUCCCCACAGUGUAGUCCUAACGUUGCAUUUCGUACAAUCGUUACACUAAAUGUUCAAGUGUAGUGUACCAUGUUCAAGUGUUUGUAACUGUGAUAAUUAAUAUUAAUUAUGUUGAUAGAAAUCCCGGAGCUCAGGAGAUGUUGCUUCUGCUUGCCGCUCAGACGUGGCAUUCUAGUGUUUGGAUAUCUUAGUUUGCUAGUGACCUGUCUCUUCGGGAUCCUGCAACUGGUACUAUGGCUGUUCUACCGCGAUUUCGAGAGCACGUUCUCCACCACCGCGGCGUUGUACCGUGGCGUCAUCAUGGAAGCUCAGCUGUGUGUCAUCUUCAUACUGUACGCUUUGGAUAUCAUCUUCCAUGUGAUUCUUAUUGUUGGGGCUCAUUUGAAGCGGCGCCGUCUCCUCCGAGUUUACUACUACUACGAGCUGACCACGAUGGUGGCUACCUUCAUCGUGGUGGUGAUCACGUACAUAGACCUCGACAGAUUCCCGCGGUGGAACUUCGUUGUCACUGAGUUCGCGUUGGCUUUCACUGGCUUUGUGUUACAGAUAUACCUCCUCCUCCUGGUGAGGAGUGAGCUGAAGAAGGACCGCUACCAGGAGGGCCGGUCCAGUUACACCAACCACAUCGCUGAGGUGUUCAUAGACCCGCCUCUACGACGACAGUGGAGGGCUAUACUGUAGUACUAAUAAAUCAAGGGUAUAUUUUAA